This is a messenger RNA of Rhizoctonia solani, 1803 nucleotides long. RefSeq names its product exocyst complex component Sec10. Gene Ontology annotation, biological process: Golgi to plasma membrane transport; exocytosis. Gene Ontology annotation, molecular function: protein binding. The transcript has 6 exons. The coding region runs from base 1 to 1803 and encodes 600 amino acids. Lineage: Eukaryota; Fungi; Basidiomycota; Agaricomycetes; Cantharellales; Ceratobasidiaceae. Gene Ontology annotation, cellular component: cytoplasm; exocyst. The record is from RefSeq and is a predicted model, not a curated record.
AUGGACAAAUGGACGACUUUGGAGCCUGUCAAACUCCAUGGUCCUAAUCGCCAAUCUCGACUACCUGCCUUCAAUCGCCACACAUUUAUAGGCGUAUUUCCGCCGGAAGUGCAUGUGCGGAUCAUAGCAUAUCUUCCUAUUCCCUCUUUACCUACCUGCGCACGCGUCUCUCGAGCAUUCUCUCGCCUGGUCCGUGAUGACCGAGUAUGGAAACAAAAGUACGAUGCACUUGGAAUUAAACAUUUUGAACUUGAUCCUGCCAUCGACGCAUUGGAAACCGUCUCAGCAAAUCAAAGCGUACAGAAACCUGCUGUAUCUACCCUCCCUAUUCCCGCCGAGGAAGAUGAUUUUGGAGAUUUUGCAAGCGCGCCGCUUAGUCCACCAAUGCCAGGCACGCAGGAACCGAGACUGAUGGUGUCGGAAUAUGGCGAUUUUGUUGUUGCUGGAGAAGCCCAACCUGCUUCCGCAUUUCCAGUAGCUCCAGUUACCAGUUUGUACGCACAAUACCUGAGGGUACAUCGCCUCUUGAUUCCGCUGCUACCCGCUCUGCUGGCCUCGCCCCAUCUAGUUCUACCAACCUUAUUUCCCGAAGGAGUAGGACCAAUGCCCCGAUCUCUCCAGGCCAAAGUACUUCAUUUACUCUCCCGGUUUCUGGGACCUCUUGUACAGCCGACGCUCAAUUGGCCUAAUGCACGGCGAGCACUGAUGGCAACCUUGGAUCGGUUUGAUGGUGCCUUGUUGGGCGCGUUUGACGUUGCUGAUGGCCAAGCGGACGAAGAAGGAAUGAAAGACUGUGCGAUGGCCAGUUGGGAGGCAUGGAUCGCACUGGAUGACGAACGGAUUGGGGAUGAAUGGGAGAUGGCUAAUAUCACCUUGACUGGUCAACUCGACUUUUCGCCCAUGGAUAAAUUUAUGUCACAUGUUCUUGAAGCGAUAGACAAACACGGGACAUUGGCGACUCGGGUCUUUCCUGCUGCCUCCCGAGUCUUGCCCUCUUUUGCGGACAGAAUUGCCAAUGAAGUCAUCCAGGAAUACAUCACUCAACUUCUCAACAAGGCCCGCGAAGCCAGCACGACCUUAUACCUACAGGCCGCCGCUGCGAGUUUUGUCCAAGCAUGGAGGCUGGUCGGUGCCACGAGGGCGGCGACAGGAGAGAAUGACAAGGUGAUCACCCAAACACAAGCAGAGGACAUUAUCUUCCGAAUGUUCGAGCAGCACAUGGACGAAUACCUUGAUGAAGAGACAGAAAUUGCUAAAGCUACCUUUGAUCAAAUUUGCAAAGCAUGGGAACGCAAGCUGGAUGUACAAACUCGAAGUAUAUCAUCCGCGGCCAUUGCGACACCUAGUACUCAAGCACGUUUUCUUGGAUCUCAAAACCCGGCUCAAGUUAAAAGAACGGUGCUCACGAGCUUCACUAAUGUACUUUUGCUUCCUGUAACCAUCGUCCCUCGGGUCGGAGAACAAAUAGGGAGUGCAGCUGUCACCGGGCUUGGGAUGCUUAAUCCCCAACGAUGGUCCGGGAAUUCACGUGUUGAUCCGAGUGGAGCAUAUCGUACACCAGUCGGAGAGCGUGAUGGGGAUGGAGGCAUGCUAUUCGAGAUCGAGGAAGAAGAUGAGAAAGGUGAAAAAGACGAUGGGCUCGGAGAGUUGCAGUCUUCUAAGGAGCAAGAUCCUUGGGCGGGAGAAAACAAACGAAAAUCCGAGGCAGCCUCCAUUGCAUCGGUUGCAACAACUCGGUCACAACCCCAGUCACAAUCCCGAAGAUCAACGGUCACCUCUACGACGACAAUCGAUCUUCGAUAA